AUGGCCUACCGUAAAGCUCCACUGAAGAUUAUGACGCAGAAUUGCAGAGGUCUCAACGUGCCAGAGCGCAGGACACACCUGCUGAGAGAACUGAGGAAAAAACAUGUCUCUAUUGCCUUACUCCAGGAGACUCACUUCAAAGAGGGGACACAGUCUAGGUUAAGAAAUCGAUAUUACCCCAGUAACUAUUUUUGCAACCACCCCACGUCACACAAAACCGGUGUGGCCAUUCUCCUAGCAGCUGACAUCGGUUUUGAAGAAUUGGACCGGAUGCAGGAUUCACUAGGAAGGUAUCUCUUCCUUAAAGGAGUUAUAGCUAACAAGAUUUACACGAUAGCCUCCAUCUAUGUACCAAACAAGAGGCAGGCUCCCUUUCUUCGCAACGCUCUUCAACAGUUGGAAGAAUUUUCGGAUGGUAUCCUAAUUGCAGGAGGAGAUUUUAAUACCCCACUGGACCCGAUAUUGGAUUCCUCGACGGGACAUAGCUGUAUGUCGCAGCGCACUAUCAAAUCCAUCCGACAAUCGAUGGAGGAUUUGAGAUUGGUAGACUGCUGGAGGGCGUUGCACCCCUCGGUGAAGGACUUCACCUAUUACUCGGCGCUCCACAACCGCUAUUCCCGUAUAGAUUAUCUCUUUAUCGCUCGAGAGGGCCUUACACACCUACUGGGAGCGGACAUCACCCCGGCCACUUGGUCGGAUCAUGGCUCUGUUGAGAUGGAACUGA
Molecule: messenger RNA, 724 nt
Organism: Pelobates cultripes (western spadefoot toad)
Lineage: Eukaryota; Metazoa; Chordata; Amphibia; Anura; Pelobatidae
Source: the annotation of a GenBank genome assembly